Messenger RNA from Cydia fagiglandana, 1547 nucleotides. RefSeq lists its product as uncharacterized. NCBI's taxonomy places the organism in Eukaryota, Metazoa, Arthropoda, Insecta, Lepidoptera, Tortricidae. Bases 177 to 1358 code for a protein of 393 amino acids. The transcript has 2 exons. The record is from RefSeq and is a predicted model, not a curated record.
CUGACCACCGACCGAAAACCGAAAGGCAAGGCAAGUAAACAGAAAAACAUUGACAACAAUAGUAAUAAAUAUGCUUAUAAUAAUUAUGUAUGUUGCGUAAUUUAUAUGUUAAUUUGAUUCCCAUCGAAAUGUUCCAAAAAUGUUUUAAUUAUAUUGAGAAGUAAGCAGUAAGCACGAUGGAUUCAGUUAGCAAGAAGUUCAUCACCGAAAUGUUUUUGGACAGCGACAGUGUUAUAUCUAUAAACAGGCUAGUGGUUGCGGUUGCGAAAGUAGUGAACGAAAACUGUGAAAACAUUUCAACUAUUAAUGAAAUUUUUCAAAAAGAAUAUGAUCAAGGAUUGCUUCCCAACGACACGAACCAGAAAAAGGCUCAAUAUGGUCUUCCGGUCUUACGCACAUCGAAGAACUUUUAUGAAGAAAGUGUUGUACAUUUUACUAAUGAUGACUAUGUGGAAUUGUUCAAAAUGAAAAAAAGCACAGUGGAGGCUCUUAUCAACUUUUUGAAAGACUUCAUAAAGAUAGGAAGCAUUGUACCAUUGGAUAAAAAAGUUCAUGUCUUUCUUUGGCUGUUGAUCAACUCAUCAUCAUGCAGUGAAGUUGGCCACCUGUUCAACCUUCAUAAAUCAACAGUGAAUGUGAUAUUCCAUGAAAUUGCUACACUGUUAACUGAGCAAAGAUAUAAUUUUAUCAGCUGGCCAUCAAUAGAAGAGCAGCAUCUCACAAGGGCGAAAGUUAAUAAUAGAUUCAAUUUUCCAAAUUGUGUGGGUUUCAUUGACGCUUGCAGAUUAAAGGUAUCGUCUAUAAGAAAUAAAAAAUCGAAACCUGAAAUAGUACUUCUUCAGGCAGUCUGUGAUGAGUCACUCAUGUUUAUAGAUAUCCAUGCGAGUGAAAUUGGAAGAACAAGGAAAGGAAGAGUAUUUAGAGAAAGUAAACUUUCUCAGGAGCUGAAGAAUUUUAUUGAUUUUGAAAAUCACAUACUUGGUGACUCUCAGUAUAAGUUGAGGAAAAAUUUGAUAACACCUUUUUCUAGUGAAGAAUUACUAACCAGUGAAGAGAUGAAGUUCAACGAAGUUCACUGGAAAGCUCGCUCAUAUAUUGGUCAUGCAUUUGAGCUGCUCAAGGAGAGAUUUAGAAAGUUAAAUCACAUUGACAUCAACAAGCCUGAAACUGUUAAAACACUGAUAUAUGCUUCAUGUGUGCUUCAUAACUUUAUUUUACUCCAUGAGGGGUGUCCGGAUUUGAAAGAGGAAGCAAUUGCUUGUAAUGAUGGUGUUGUUAUUGAUACAAAUAUUGUCACAAGUGCAGUCGAAAAGCGACAGUUUCUAUGUAAUUAUAUUAAUUAUUUGGAAAGUACUUAACCCUUUAAUUAACACACUUAUUGUGUGCGGCGCGUCAUUGUAAACUUUGUCAGAAUGCACUAGGGUUGAUAUUGGACUGUAGCUGCGCGCGUCAGUUGACGUGUUUGGCAAUCAAAUGGUUAAAUCAGUGACAAUGGUGUGGUAUAACUAUCUAUGUAAAUAGAUACAAAAUAAAUGAAUAUUUCUGUA